AUGGGACUCAUUGCUGACGCUAUUAUAGACCCGAAGGGCGAAGCUGCUGGUGGAUUUUUCUCGGAAAUGGCGAUGAAACAAGUCCUUGGAGAUGAGCUCGGAGAAAUUUACUCGCUGGAUAAUGGGGAUUUCCGGGCAGAUAAACUCAAUGAAUUUGUUCUCGCUGGAAUGGGUCUUCCUGAUGGACUGAUUCCUCUCCUUCUUUCUCAACCGGAAGAUCUCACUGCCCCUGAUCGAAUUCAAUUGUUCAGCUGGCUGAACCGUGGUCGUCGAUUGACUCCUAGUAUGAUCUCCCUCAUUAUGGGUACUACCGAUGCCAGCAAUGUCGAUUUACAACAACUCUACAUUGAGUCGAUCGUAGACAACAGCAAAGUUGAUCAACUGACAGCCAAGAUGAUUGAGUACGUUUUCGAAGGUGGGAGAAAGGAAGAUCUAAUGGACUUGAUGUUCCAGUCUCGAAAUGGUUUCAUUACCGAGGAUUCCUUCGAGCCCGAUAUAAGCAUUCUCCCGAAGGGGAUCUAUCCGGGCCAGAAGCUUUACUACGCGCACUUGGAAACAAUUGGAUACGAUACGUGUUUAUUGGUGGAUCCAGUGAAUAGAUACCCUUGCGGAAUGCAAUUCGGAAGCGAUAUUACUCCAGAACAGUGUGCUUCAAUCCCUUAUUGCUGCUUCAAUCCGAUUGAUGAGACUAGACUUGUGGAAGAUGAAGAAGUUCAAGAGCUUCUUGGAGAUCCCAAUAAGGGAGUUGAUGACAUUCCUCUGUGCUACUACAAUACCUUCUUCAUUUACUACAACCAAUACAGUCUCGAAGUCCAACCCUUUGGCAAUUUCCCAAAGCCAGUUGACUGCCCAAAAUUGUUCCGCUUCGGUUUCAAUCUUGAGCCCGACAUUUGGGAGUAUUUCCAGCUCACGCAAAAGACAUCCGUUUUGGCAAACGAUCGAAUUUCUUGCGGCUUUCCUGGCAUCACCAAAUUUCAUUGCGUGGCUAUCAGAGGCUGCUGCUAUGAAGAGGCAGAUAUUGAUGUAAAAUGCUAUCUGCCACUUUCGAGAGCUGAGGAAGCGACGAGAAUCGGAGAUAUGGACGGAUCAACUGUUGAAACGGACUAUCAAGAUAUGCUUGGGCCGAUUCGGGCGUUUGCGGGAGAUUGA
Messenger RNA from Oikopleura dioica, 1149 nucleotides. The record is from the annotation of a GenBank genome assembly. NCBI's taxonomy places the organism in Eukaryota, Metazoa, Chordata, Appendicularia, Copelata, Oikopleuridae.